Molecule: messenger RNA, 5419 nt
Organism: Lampris incognitus (smalleye Pacific opah)
Lineage: Eukaryota; Metazoa; Chordata; Actinopteri; Lampriformes; Lampridae
Gene: gng12a
Product: guanine nucleotide binding protein (G protein), gamma 12a
Exons: 4
Coding region: 570-788 (72 amino acids)
Biological process (GO): G protein-coupled receptor signaling pathway
Cellular component (GO): heterotrimeric G-protein complex
Molecular function (GO): G-protein beta-subunit binding
Source: RefSeq, a predicted model, not a curated record
UUUGUAAUCAAACUCCUCUUUAAGUGAACGCAUGUGCCCUGCCGGUAUUAGGGAUGUAUAUUCCUCUGGGGAUAUACAAUUUGGCGUAGCACCGACUCUUGUUUCUUGUUUUGUUUUUUUCUUUCUGUUCUCUGAACAUCCGCUAGUCUUCCCAUCGUUCAGCUUCACUCUGCCCGACCAAGUUCGGCUGUUCCCGUCACGAAGCGUUCAAGUGGAGGAAAAGCAGAAAGGAGGUAGGAGUCAUACGAGGAAGGAGGGGAAAAAAAAGAAAAAGAAGUAAAACGACAAUUUAAGAUUAACGGCACCAGCAGGAAGUGAAAGCGGCACGAAUCGGCGGUUUGAGAGUCCGUCGUGUGGUCUUCGCCUUUAGUGUCAACAGAAUCGGUCUACUUGUGACAUUGCGCGUGAGCCGAGAGAAAAAAGGUCCCCUCCCAGUUUACUGACGGAUACAGUUAGCUGCGGUGGAAGGAGACCGACUGUACCUGACUGUGCGUUACCCCCGCCAGGAUUGUCCUCUGCUCUGCACAGCGUAACCUGAAAGUCGUCCAAAAAGUGCUAUUUUGCCCAGGAUGUCUUCAAAGACACCAAGCUCCAACAACAUAGCCCAUGCCAGGAGGACGGUGCAACAACUCAGGAUAGAGGCCAGCAUCGAGAGAAUAAAGGUAUCCAAGGCCUCGGCAGACCUCAUGAAUUACUGUGGUGAGCAUGCCAAGUACGACCCUCUCCUCAUGGGCAUCCCUGCUUCGGAAAACCCUUUCAAGGAUAAAAAACCGUGCACUAUAUUGUAGUGGACACCAUUUAGCCUUAAUGUUUGUUUUUGCUUAUUAAUGUUGCUGUCUUCUUUUUGUUAAGAGGGGUCAGAGGUGGAUUGUGAUCUAAAAUACUUUCACUAUCUAAUUUUUGAACCUUCACUCACUCUGUAACAAUUCACCAAUUCAACCACUAUUUUUCUCAAAAACAGCGAACCAAGUAGUGAGGCGCGCCGUAGCCGCCUCACCACACUAUUCAACAUAAAGUCAUUCUCCUUGGCAGUGCAGCUGAUGCUCUGCGGGUUGAACUCUAACCACUAACAAGCCUUUUGUUGUAGUAGUUGCAAUGUUGUGGCAUUAAAACCUACCCCCGGUGUCUCACACAAUUACAGAUGGAAGAUAUUGUUGGUAUCUGAACACUUUAAAAUAGCUCUGGCACACACUCGCUGUUGUUGUGGAUCAGGUCCUUCCUUUGCACACAGAUUCAAGACUGUGUUUGGCGACGACUGUUAUAGCAUCUCUCCGGUUCAAAUUGAUGGAUUUCAAAGAUUCCCUCCAAACCUUUAAAAGCUGUGUUAACUGUGUAAAGUUGGAUAACAGUCUCUGUUACAACGUGUCUUACAGACCUUGAUUCCACAAGAGUUGUACAGCUGUUGUGUAAUUCGGCUGAAUUAAUCCAGGGUGAAGGUUUAUGGUGAGCUCGCACCCAGAACUUAGAGCAAUUUACUGUUUUUGUGGGUGCUGUCAUCUCGCUAUAUCUUGUGUUGAAAUAACUAUAAUUACCCCGCAACCCUUUGCAGUUUCAACAGUUGUGCAAACCCAGUGGAGACAGGGCCAUGACAAUCUAACACCCACUCAAUCCAUGUCUCCCUGCCGGGUGUUGGCAAUGGGCUCUACCAUUGUCUCUUUAACCUAGUACUGACUUGUGAACCCGAGAUAUGUUCCACACAAUCAUUUCCACCCUCAGAUCUCAACGUUAUAGCGCCUUUGGAAACUUCUGUGAAGGUAGUGUAGUGUUUUAUUUUUUUGGGCUUGUUCCCCCAUUUUCUCCCCAAUUGUAUCCGGCCAAUUAGCCCACUCUUGCGAGCCGUCUUGGUCGCUGCUCCACCACCACCUCUGCUGAUCCGGGGAGGGCUGCAGACUACCAUAUGCUUCCUCUGAUACAUGUGGAGUCACCAGCUGCUUCUUUUCACCUGACAGUGAGGAGUUUCACCAGGGGGAUGUAGUGUGUGAGAGGAUCAUGCUAGUCCCUCCAGCCCCCCCCCCCAAUAGGCGCCCCGACCGACUGGAGGAAGCACUAGUGCAGCGACCAGGACACAUACCCACAACGGAAUAGAUCGCUACACUACCCGAACGCCCGGUAGUGUAGUAUUUCUUAGGGUGUACGUAUGUAUAGGACCCAUGAAAAAAAGAAUGUCACCGAAUAAUUGGGCUAAAAUGAUGUCCCACAUCCAGGCUACCUGCAGUACCUGUGACAUCCCUCAGACAACAGCAGAUGACCAUUGCGCUCCUGCAGAAACAUUUUGUAGUCGUUUUUAUGGUGGCACACAGCUUACACUCUGGCCAGUGUGUUGUGUUGCACAACCUUGUGACCAAAUCCAACUAAGUGAUAAUGCAUUUCAUAAUGUUGAAAUAUCGGCAUGAAUGAGAAAAUCCACCAUUUUUUUGGUGAUAAAUGGGUCUUUUCAGGACACACUAUUGCAGGAUACGAUAUGAAUGAGAAGAAGCAGCCAACCUAAUUAAUGGAAAGUAUUCCACAACACUGUGAGCCAUGUUGAUCUAUUCAUGGCAACAGCUGUCUUAGUCUAGUCUGUGUGUACACCAGUGUAUUUAAGUGUUUUUUGGGGUAAGUAUUACCGGCACGAGUGCAGUUGGUUGUGUGAAAUAAAUCAGCUCUCCCGAGAUCAUUCUCAAAAUGUCUCUUUAAAGUGUAGAUUAGAAAUUGGCGGGGACCCUGCUCUGUCUCUUGUUUAAAAAUUACAUGUCGUGUUUUUUUGACCAGCUGAGAGAAAUGAACGCCAAUUAAUAACAGAAACACGAUAGAUAGCAUAAAUUGAAUUCCUUAUUACACUCAAAAGCCUUACUUAUUUUUGCCUUGUAUUAUGAAGAACAGUCUUACUUGUGCUUUAUUGGAAAAAAAGGAGAGGAUGUUUCUAUCAAAUGUGUUUAUCUAUAUGUGAUAAAAGUGAUUUGUAACUAUAUUGUGCCAUCGUUUUGUCUACAUGAUGUCAUUCGCAAAAUGUUUGUGAUUACCUGGUGCUCUGUUUUCAGCAGUUGUGGUAUUAUUGCCAGGGGUGCACAUAACUGUUUUGGUCUGGUUCUCAAGGGAGCACCUUGAGAUGUUGCUUGGUACUCACGGCAUGGUCGUCCUACUACCUGUUGUCAUCACAACCCUCCUGACUGCUCUCCUCACCAUCUUCCUCUCUUUCAAACAUGGCAGACGAUGAUGUAGGCCUUCUGUCUUUCUGGUUGAGCUUGCAAUUAGCUGUUUGCAUCCAUAAGUCAGUAGCUGGCUUUGGGUCAAAACAAGUGGAUGUGCAUCAGGAACAAGAGGUGAGAGUCAGACAGGCAGGAUUUCUACUUGCUUUUAACUAGAUUGAGAUGUGGCAAAUCCCUUCUCACGUGCAGCACUGACUGACUGUCAUCAUGUGCUCUUUACUCUUCUCGUGCUUUUCAAAAGCUGGAUGACUGAACAUUUUUAGUCCCUAUAUAAAAGAUGCUGCUUUUAUCCACGGGAUUGGGAUUUUCACGGCAUGUUUUGCGCCAUGUCGGCCGUCAUCUGUUUGGAGCCAGGCCAGCUCCUGCAGCCACUUCUCCGUGAAUACAUGUUUUUUAUGUUCAGGUUCAGUCUGGCGUUUCUUUGAAGGUGAUGGAAUACCAAAGAAAUUUCUUAAAGUGUAACUUCUCCCCCGGGUAUGAGCCUAACUCCACCCACUGUAUAAUUUAGAAAAAUGCUCAAAAGUGGCCAAGGGGCUGGGGGGGGGGGGGGUAGGAGCAUGAGCAGGAGUAGCUAGAGGGAUCUGUGAGAAGGGCCCGGUGCGAGUUGCCGGAUCGCCGCCGCACUGUACCCAGUCCCCUGCACCACACGGCGUCGGACACCACCCAGUGAAGACGCCUCGCGGUGCAAAUGCACCGCAGAAGGAAAUGGGCCCUGCGAGACGGGCCGCAGCUUUCCGGCGGCGGAGAGAGGCGGGCGAUGGGGCGACUUCUGUCAAAGGCACAAAUCCGAACCAUUGUGUCAAAAUUAAAAAUGAUGAAAUAAUAUAACUCAUUGUAAAUUGAGAGAAUUCAAAAGCUUGAUGGAAAAUGUGAUAAAGUUGCAAGGUUAGCAAGUAAACCCUGAAUGAUGAGUCUCGAUCAGCAUAUAUUUGAAAAUCAAUCAGUCAAUCAAGUUGGAUUUUUUAUAGCGCUUUUCUAGCUGCAACAGCCACUCAAAGUGCUUUACAAUUAAAUAAAUGAGUGUGAUUUCACAGACCCACACUCAAGGUUGGGGCUGAGAGAGAUGGGUCACCCAAGGCACUAAGUUUUUUUACAAAAUGUAUUUCAUGAUGUAGGUAAGUUCCAAGUGGUCAACUCUACGUAAGCAUUGGCCUUGCCAAGGCUUAGGGCUGGUUUAAAACAGUAGACAGCGUGUUGAGCCAUUUUCAAUCUAUGAAAUGCCGAUUUUUAUAAAUUUGGUUAGAAAUGUCCAUAUUAACACCAGCAUUGAUGUAUUUCAUCACCAUAUAGUCAUAUCGUUCAGUUUACAGCUCAAAAAACAUGUUUAAGUGUUUAUUGCAUCUUUAAUGUGGCUUGCUUCUUGGGCAUUUUGAUGAAUGGAUGAAAAUCCUAGAACCAGAGAAACAAUGUAAGCUAGUUGUAAUGUAAACCAUCCAUCCAUCCAUUAUCCAAACCGCUCAUCCUGCUCUCAGGGUCGCGGGGAUGCUGGAGCCCAUCCCAGCAGUCGCUGGGCGGCGUAAUGUAAACUAGUUGUAACGUAAGCUAGCUAUUUGCUAGAGCUAAAAUUUUAACCUUGCUAACUUGGAAAAAAACACAUCUACAUAACGGAGUCUAAAAGUUAAACAAUUAACAACUGCUUAUAUAACAAUAACACAUUUGUCAUAAUGGCUCUCUUACCAGCGAUGUAUGGAGAAAACCCUAAUGCUUCAGUAAGCAACUGUGUCAAAAAUGUUUGUACGCCAAAGCGCCUCUUUCCAUAUUAUCUGCUGCACAUCCUUUAUUUUGUCCAAGCAAGCUCACCUGAGCACCAGUUAUGUGCACCCCUGGUUAUUGCCAUCUCUAAAAGGUACUUCCAGGUCUUCAAGCCAGCAAGAGCUGGUGAUAUUAUCAUCCGAGUGUAUAGUUUUUAUGAUUUACUCUGUCAUUUCCUGUUAUUUGUGUUAGUAUUGAUAUUAAAUCAUUCCGUUUGCCACGUCAGAUCUAUUUAUAGAUAACUACUGCCACAUCAUAAUUUCUGUCUAUUUUAAACACCCCAGCAAUUGCCUUGUUGCACCACUGAUGGACCAAUGGACAAUUUCAAUUGCCAAAUUUUACAAUCAGACAAUUUCUUUGUUGAUAAACCAACCUGUGUAGGAACAUGAUUGGGAUUUUAAAAUGGGAGUAUUCAUGCAUUACUGUAUUAUGCUAACAUCAAAAUAAAAAAGCAGUGACCUUAAUUUGGUAGAAUUCAG